UUCUUUCGGCGAAAGGAUCGAUUCAACACACGUUGGAACCAGUCAGACGUUUUCGGUGUCAAUUUGGUUGAAUUUCGACGAAAUUUCUUGAUUUUUACGUAAAAGGUUAUCAUCACAUUGAUCACUGAGAUGAAUGCUGCUAUAGAGAACGCCAUGGAGCAGCAGCUGCUCCAUGCAGCUAAUGUCAUGGAACAGCAGGUAGAUGCUCAGCUACACAAGAUGGAACACAUGGACGAUGAUGAUUUUGAGAGCCUUCGUAGGAGGAGAAUGGAAAGCAUGAAGAAAGCACAAUCACAGAAGCAGGAUUGGCUUGCUGCAGGACAUGGCAAAUAUGAAGAAAUUUCCAACGAAAAGGAGUUUUUUGAUGCAUGCAAAAAGAGCAAACAAGUUGUUUGCCAUUUCUACAGAGAAAGUACCUACAGGUGCAAAAUAGUCGAUAAGCAUCUUGCAAUUAUAGCUCCAAAGCAUUUAGAAACCAGGUUUAUCAAAAUCAAUGUUGAAAAGUGUCCUUUCUUAGUAGAGCGUCUUAGAAUAGUUGUUUUGCCAACCUUGUGUAUUGCCAAAGACGGUAAAACCACAGACUACAUUGUAGGUUUUGAUGAUCUAGGAGGCAAAGAUGACUUCCCCACAGAAGCGAUGGAAUGGCGUUUAGGAGUUGCCACUAUUAUCAAUUAUAGUGGUGAUCUUCUGACCCCACCAGGAGGACUACCGACAAAGAAACCAACCAUUCUAGGUCAUCAGAAGAAAACAAUUCGCGGAGGUGAUCGGGAUGACAGCAGUGAUGAAGACGACUGGUGAAUAAAUAGGACAGUGUUUUAAAGAAGCAAUCGGACAUAUUUAAACCCAUGCUGAACUGAAAUUCACUGCCAAGUUUGAUAUUUUUAUUUAGAUUUGACUGUCCAAUUUUACGCUAAGAACAAGUCUGACAAAAAAUUAUAUUACCUAGCAGUUUGUUUUAUUGAUGGCAUUCAAUUUUAUGUUGGCAUAACAUAUGUACCAAGGUAAUAACAAAUCACUUGUUUUUAUAUCUUAACUCACCGUUGUCGACAUCAUACCAUUAGUCUACGACUUCUAUCUUGGAAGUAGAGGAUUUCAGAAACAAUAUAAGAGUGUAUUGGAAGUACAAACGAAUUACCUUGGGUACCUUUACCUGGAAAAAGAAAACAUUCAAAAUGAAAGUCAAACUAAACAAGUACAAGAACAUCUGAUAACUAAUUAUAAAUAAAAAUACAAGUUUAAAGACACAACACUUCUAAUGACCAUUACAGAAGUUUUUCAUUGUAUUUUAGACAUAACUUUACAGAUCUAUAUACAUCAUCCAUGAUGAUAUAGUAUACCAGUAUUCCUCAUCAAAUGUAAUUCUUUCAGCAUCUCAUCAAACAGUUUCAGUCAUUUAACAAAUCCAACUUGUAAGCAUGCAUUACAGUGCAAACAAGUGUUCUGACUCAGACUGGUCAGUAUCAACAUUCAAAGAUACCAUUUAGCUCCUCAUAUUAAUUCUGGAUUGUUGUGUUGUGUUUGACCUUUCUUUACAACAGGAAAGUUACAGUACAGAUAGGUCACUGUGACCUAUAUCUUGUCGACCUUGGACCUUGUCACUGAUUUUUUUUUUAAGAAAGGUUUACAUGAAGUACUGUACCCUGUUACCUGUAAAUUACUAUGUAAAGCCCCAUUUUUGAGUAGAUAAAUUGUUUGUCUUUUCAUUUGGUUGUCAUAUUUUGUAACAGUCUUAAAUACAAACAAAACAGGUCUUGUCCAUAUUGUCAUGAUUAGUCUUAAUUGUAUAUAAGAUAAUAUUUAUUGAUUUUUUUUUUUUAACAUGGAGACAUUUUAUAUGUAAAACAAUACAAUACUGUUUACAUAAAAUUCAAUUCUUUUGAGUCUUCACAUCA
This is a messenger RNA of Mizuhopecten yessoensis (Yesso scallop), 1892 nucleotides long. Its product is annotated as thioredoxin domain-containing protein 9-like. The transcript is spliced from 2 exons. Gene Ontology annotation, cellular component: cytoplasm. The record is from RefSeq and is a predicted model, not a curated record. Gene Ontology annotation, biological process: microtubule cytoskeleton organization. Lineage: Eukaryota; Metazoa; Mollusca; Bivalvia; Pectinida; Pectinidae. Bases 130 to 798 code for a protein of 222 amino acids.